CUCUGUGUGCACCCAAGAAAAUACCAGGUGCCCGUCACCGUGCUCCAAACGCUACGAGCCAAACUGGAAACCCUCCGUGUCGUCCACCAUUUCACUAUUCUUCCCUCUCAACGCAGUACCCCGAAGUUCCAAUAUAGCAUCACCGUUUGAACCACAAUCGAUACGUAAAUCGAUGCUAAAUUGAAUCUCACUGCAAGGAUAUUGGAGUUGUGGGUGGCUCUGAUCUGAAUAGCAUAUGGAGGAGAAGAGAAAUAUAUUGUUUGGGAAAUAUGAGAUGGGAAGGCUGUUGGGCAAAGGGACUUUUGCCAAGGUCUACUACGGCAAAGAAAUGGUGGCCGGCGAGAGCGUGGCGAUCAAAGUCAUAAACAAGGACCAGGUGGUGAAAAAAGAGGGCAUGAUGGAGCAGAUAAAGCGCGAGAUCUCGGUCAUGCGCCUGGUCCGACACCCCAACGUGGUGGAGCUCAAGGAAGUCAUGGCCACCAAGACCAAGAUCUUUUUCAUCAUGGAGUACGUCCGCGGCGGCGAGCUCUUUGCCAAGGUUGCCAGGGGCAAGCUCAAGGAGGACUCGGCCCGCAACUACUUCCAGCAGCUGAUCAGCGCAGUCGAUUUCUGCCAUAGCAGAGGCGUCUCCCACCGAGAUCUCAAACCUGAAAACCUCUUACUCGAUGAGAACGAGAACCUCAAGAUUUCCGACUUCGGCCUGUCCGCUUUGCCCGAACAGCUGCGCAACGACGGGCUCCUCCACACGCAGUGUGGCACUCCGGCGUACGUGGCCCCGGAGGUCUUGAAGCGGAAAGGAUACGACGGGUCCAAGGCCGAUAUUUGGUCCUGUGGAGUGAUCCUAUACGUACUGCUAGCUGGGUUUCUUCCUUUUCAGGACGAGAAUCUUAUGAGAAUGUAUAGCAAAAUCUUUAAAUCCCAGUUCGAGUUCCCCCUUUGGUUUUCGUGCGAGUCGAAGCGAUUGAUCUCCAAGCUCCUCGUCCCCGACCCAGAUAGACGCAUCACGAUCCCGGCCAUAAUGCGCGUCCCUUGGUUCCGCAAAGGGAUAACGAGGCCGGUUCGACCGGUCGCUGCCAUUGAGAUUAUCAAAGAAACAACGCAAUCAGAAGCCGUGGGGGAUAAUCACGAUCGUGCGCCUCCGAAGACUCCAAGUUUCUUCAACGCGUUCCAGCUCAUAGCCUCAAUGUCGUCCGGGUUCGACUUGUCGAGCCUGUUCGAGGAGAAGCGGAAGGUGGGGUCGAUGUUCACGUCGAGGUGCGCGGUCGCGUCGAUUGUGGCGAAAAUUGAGUCGGUGGCUAAGGGGCUGAGCUUCCGGGUGGCGAAAGCAAAGGACUUUAAGGUGAGAUUUGAAGCCCCCAUAGACGGGCGCAAGGGGAGGCUGGCCGUCACGGCCGAGGUGUUCGAGGUGGCCCCCGAGGUUGCCAUCGUGCAGUUCUCCAAGUCCGCGGGUGACACUUUGGAGUACGCCAAGUUUUUCGAAGACAGUGUCAGGCCUGCUUUGAAAGACAUCGUCUGGACAUGGCAAGAUGACAGUAUCUGUAACGCCUUGGAUGGAUGAUAGCAGUGCAGAAUGUGAAUGGUAUGACAUGCAUCAUUAUCGGUUUUGAUGUUUGUUUCAUAACAAUCAAGAACACAGGGAGAUACGUAGGAAAGCAAAAGCAAGAACGUUUUUUUUUUUUUUAAUGGAAAAACAUUAAUAUCAUUAUGUAAAUAGUUUGUGAUUAUUAUAUUCAAGUUUUGAAUAUCAGUGAUGGAGUGAAAGAUGACAAGGUUUUAUACAAUAUGUUGUUUUUAGUUACCUA
Molecule: messenger RNA, 1802 nt
Organism: Juglans regia (Persian walnut)
Lineage: Eukaryota; Viridiplantae; Streptophyta; Magnoliopsida; Fagales; Juglandaceae
Product: CBL-interacting serine/threonine-protein kinase 5-like
Exons: 2
Coding region: 236-1558 (440 amino acids)
Biological process (GO): signal transduction; protein phosphorylation
Molecular function (GO): protein kinase activity; ATP binding
Source: RefSeq, a predicted model, not a curated record